This is a messenger RNA of Pangasianodon hypophthalmus (striped catfish), 3593 nucleotides long. RefSeq names its product vac14 homolog (S. cerevisiae) (gene vac14). Gene Ontology annotation, cellular component: PAS complex; endosome membrane. The transcript is spliced from 19 exons. The record is from RefSeq and is a predicted model, not a curated record. Bases 523 to 2862 code for a protein of 779 amino acids. Gene Ontology annotation, biological process: phosphatidylinositol biosynthetic process; positive regulation of kinase activity. NCBI's taxonomy places the organism in Eukaryota, Metazoa, Chordata, Actinopteri, Siluriformes, Pangasiidae.
GCGGAAGAAGCUGAUCUGGAUUCGGCUAAUCAGCCUGUGGUGUGGGCGCAGAAAUCAUGUGAGCAGGCAGAUACUACUCCACCGUUCUCUGAGGAACUAGCUGAAUUAAUACACUUACCCAGCAGCCUAGAAGCCGCGUUUUUCUUGCUUUUUAUGAGUGCUUAGUGUUAUGUAAAUGCGGAAGUGGACGUGUUGAGACCUGCUCUGCUCCAUGCUGAGGUUUCUUCAUUCAGCUGUAAGACGCAUUAAUCAGCCCAGAAACACUGGUCAGUGCUGAGCAUCAGAUCUCAGAGUAGUCAUGUUUCCUGCAAAUCAGGCUUAAUUUUGUUCUUCCUCCAGCUCUACACGUUUGGAUGAAGUGCUAUCCUGUCCUGCAGAACAUUAAUAGUGUUAUUAUUAUUAUUGUUAUUAUUAUUAUUAGUGUAUGAAGAGGCUGAGCAGUGCUUCUCAUACAGAAGAACAGCAGUUUACUUCCACUGACGCUUUUGGAUUAAAGGUUUGUUGUGGGAUAAGUGUGGAAAAAUGAACACCGAGAAAGAUUUUUCCCCUCUGACCCCGAACAUUGUGAGAGCUCUCAACGACAAGCUGUAUGAGAAAAGGAAAGUGGCUGCACUGGAGAUUGAAAAACUCGUAAGGGAGUUUGUGGCUCAGAACAACUCGACUCAGAUCAGACAUGUCAUUCAGAUCCUGGCGUCUGAGUUUGCGCUCUCGCAGCACCCACACAGCCGGAAAGGAGGUCUGAUCGGCCUGGCCGCCUGCUCCAUCGCUCUCGGCAAAGAUUCUGGCUUGUACCUGAAAGAGCUUAUCGAGCCAGUGCUAACGUGCUUUAACGACUCGGACAGCCGUCUGCGAUAUUACGCCUGCGAAGCUCUCUACAACAUCGUGAAGGUGGCCAGAGGAGCCGUGCUUCCUCACUUUAAUGUGCUGUUCGACGGCCUUAGUAAGCUGGCAGCAGACCCAGACCCCAACGUGAAGAGUGGCUCCGAGCUGCUUGAUCGCCUUCUGAAGGACAUUGUAACGGAAAGUAACAAGUUUGACCUGGUGGCUUUUGUUCCUCUGUUACGUGAGAGGAUUUACUCCAACAACCAGUACGCUCGCCAGUUCAUCAUCUCAUGGAUCUUGGUGCUGGAGUCAGUUCCAGACAUCAACCUGCUGGACUAUCUGCCUGAAAUUCUAGAUGGCCUCUUUCAGAUCCUUGGAGACAGCAGCAAAGAGAUCAGGCGCAUGUGUGAGGUGGUUUUGGGAGAAUUUCUCAAAGAAAUAAAGAAAACUCCUUCCAGUGUGAAGUUUGCUGACAUGGCCAACAUCCUGGUCAUCCACUGCCAAGUGUCUGAUGACUCCAAACUGACUAACGAUCUUAUCCAGCUUACGGCUAUGACCUGGAUGAGGGAGUUUAUUCAGCUGGCAGGGCGAGUGGUCCUGCCUUAUUCCUCUGGCAUCCUAACAGCAGUGCUGCCCUGUUUAUCCUACGAUGACCGCAAGAAGAGCACUAAAGAGGCAGCGAGCGCCUGCAACCACAGCCUCAUGAAGCUUGUGACCCCUGAGGAUGAUGAAGAUGAUGAGUUGCAGACCAUGAGCUCUCCUGUGAGCACAGACACAGCCAGUAAGACUGAGGUGGAUCUUAACGAUUCACUAAACACCUCUCAGGAUUCAGUGGGUUUAAGCAACAUCUCCUUCUUCACUCCAACAGGACAUGACAGGACGAACGUGACGCUGGACCUUGACGGCAUCGUGCAGGUUCUGAACAGACAUUUACAUGACUCUUCCACUGGAAUGAUGACACGCAUCGCGGUGCUAAAGUGGCUCUACCAUCUCUAUAUCAAAACACCUCGCAAAAUGUUCCGCCAUACAGACAGUCUGUUCCCCAUGCUGCUGAAGACUCUUUCUGAUGAGUCUGAUGAGGUCAUCCUGAAAGACCUGGAGGUUCUAGCGGAGAUUGCGUCCUCCCGUGCUGGACAGACGGAAUUGUCGGAGUCGUGUGAGGGAGCCAAUAAAACUGAACUUCAUAUUCCAGAAGGAAGCAAACAAGCACAGAAACAGCUGGGGGCAGGUUCUAAAGUGGUGGACUCCUCACCCUCGACCCCCAGCAUGAACUCUUACUUCUACAAGUUCAUGAUCAACCUCUUAAAGCGCUUCAGUCUGGAGAGAAAGCUUCUGGAAACGAGGGGGGCCUUCAUCAUUAGGCAGCUGUGUCUCCUCCUGCAUGCAGAGAACAUCUUCCACUCCAUGGCUGACAUUCUGCUGAAGGAGGAGGAUCUGAAGUUCGCGUCCACCAUGGUACAGACACUCAACACUAUUCUGCUCACCUCAGCCGAACUCUUCCAGCUCCGAAACCAGCUCAAAGACCUGCGCACACCUGAGAGCUGUGCUCUGUUCUGCUGUCUCUAUCGUUCCUGGUGCCAUAAUCCCGUGGCCACGGUCUCGCUGUGCUUCUUGACUCAGAACUACCACCACGCAUACGACCUCAUCCAAAAGUUCGGUGAUCUGGAGGUGACUGUGGAUUUCCUGAUAGAAGUAGACAAACUGGUGCAGCUCAUUGAGAGCCCCAUUUUUACAUACCUGCGCCUGCAGUUGCUGGACGUGGAGAACAACCCGUAUCUGAUUAAAGCUCUGUACGGACUGCUGAUGCUGCUGCCGCAGAGCCAGGCCUUCCAGCUGCUGUCUCACCGCCUGCGCUGUGUCCCAAAUCCAGAGCUCAUGAGGACUGUGGAAGGCUCAAACCCAGCCAAACGCCCCGCCCAGCCACAGGUCGACUACAAAGAGUUGCUGCAGCACUUCGAGCAUGUGCAGAGUAAACACCGCGAGGUACGGCACCAGAGAACAGGCCACUCCGAUCACCCGGAUCGGAAGCUGGUGCUCUGAGCACUCACUGUUUUACGCUGGAGGAGACAUGGCACAAUGAUGGACCACUAAGGGAUUUUAGUGGAUUCUGCUAAGAGCAUUAGUCCUCCUGUAGGAAUGGAGGACUUCAGUGUUUCCUCUUUUAAAUGUUUAAAGUGCUUUAUCAUUGACUGACUGAGAGUUGGAAUGUAUAUAGAGACUCAGGAAACUGCAGUCACAUUUGUUUAGACCUUUUAAGCCAGUGGUUACAUCAUCUCUAGUGUUAUGCAGUGAUUUUAGCAUAGCUGCCAGUAACAUUUUAACAAUACCGCUGUCCACUAUGUACAGAAUAUUAUGUGCAUUCCCAGCUCAAGAGUCUUGUCAGGCGUCAAUAUUACAGUAGAUAUAAAACCCUGUCCUUUUAACGAAGCUGUGUGUGUAUGUUACCGUAACUAGCAUUUUGUGUUCACAACAGCGCAUGUAUCUUGUGUAGUACCAUAUUUGCAUAUCACAUUAAUGGGACACUCUCAGCUCGAGAGCAAAUUAAUACCACUGGUUUCGAUGUUCAGUCCAAUUCAGGAUCUCUGCUUUGCUUUUAUUCUUCUGCAUAAUACUCGUUUUAUGGCGUAAUCAGUGGUCUGAUACACAUGCUGCGAUGUCUUAUUUCAGUUUGAACACAACUCUGAACAAUGGCCUUAUGUGAACAGAGUGAAUUUUAGUAAUUUAUCAUGUUAUGAAGAGGUGUAUGCAAUAAAGUGGACCAUGUAUAAUCA